CCUGCACAGCCUCUCCCAGCAGAUCAACCACCUUCACCGAAGGAGCGAAGAAACAUCCCUGGAAAGCGGCGGCCUGGCGACCAAGUUGGAGACCGUUUUGCAACAGAAAUUUAUCGAACCCUGCAUUGAACAUGCUCAUUGAUGGAGUUUCAACAGCCCUCUGGGGUAGAGAAUUCUAUAUUCUUCUGAAUGAAAAAGUUUCUCCUCAAUCAGUCCUAAAUGGCUUGCCUUUUAUUUUGAGACUGUUUCCCCCGGUUUAAGACCCCAGAGCCAAGUGAAACAUCAAAAGAAAUUGCUUUGAAAACUCAGCAGGUCUGACAGCAUCUGUGGAGAGAAAGCAGAGUUAACAUUUCGGAUCCAAUGAUCCUUCAGUGGCACAUCAUGGAGAUUCAUGCUAUUCUGGGUGGAUAAAUCUUGAGUUGGAAUCCACGUGGUGUGAGUCUGAGCCAUUCACUGAGGAAUGUGAUGUGGCUGUGGAAGUAUGUUUGGCAGAUACCUUGUCAAACACCAGGAACGACAACAAAAGUAAUGUCAACAAAUGAGAGAAAAGAUUAGAAUGGAAAUCCUGUCGGAGAGAGGAACAGAACUUCUUCAAGAUGGGCACACCUGGGAGAGAUGAGAAAGUGGAAUCUACAAAAAUCUUGAUGAACAGACUGGACUCAGUUGUGCGCCAUACCCAACAGGAGUUGCAAGAAACUAAUAAAGCAGUCAACAAGGGUGAAAGCAAGACAAAUCAGAUUACUGAAACUCUGCAAAAGCUGCAGAAUGAAAUCCUUCAAGACCUUUCUGAUGGGAUCCAAGAUGUAAAAGAUGCAAGAGAGAGAGAUGUUACAUCUCUUGAAAAAACUGUAGAGGAAAAAUUAACAGAAUUAACCAAAUCAAUCCACGAUAACAUUGUCGCUUUUACAGAAGUACAGGAGAAGAACCAGAAUGACAUCGAUGAAAUGAAGUCAAAGAUCGGUUUAUUGGAAACAACAGUUGAGACAAAAGGUCAAGAAAUUAUGAUGUUAGUUGAUAAACAUGAUCAGUUGAAAAGUGCCUUACAUUCACAGGUUACAGCACAGGAAGCACUAAAGCAAUCAGUCUCUAAUGCUGAAAUAUCUCUCAAUGCUGUGUCUGAAGAAGUUCACAAUUGUCGUCAAGAUUUACAGGAAACUAAGAACAGCUUGAAUGACCAAGAAAAGGUACUGCUGUCAAAAGCAAUUGAUGCUUCAGCACGUGUUGAAAAACAAAAUGGGGUAUUUGAAUCCCGAUUAUCUGUGGCAGAAGAAAACAUUAUUGCUUUGAAUACAGCUGCAACACACUUAUCUGAAAAGUUAGAAUUCUACAAUCUAGAUUCUGUGCUGGAUACAAUGAGAGGUGUGGCUGAGUCUCAGGCAUCACUCAGCAAUGACAUUCAAACAUUAAAAGCAAACCUGAAAGACCUGCAAAACCCACCUACAGAGGAAGUACUCAAUGCUGUACAGAAUGAAAUACAAGCUCUAGAAGCACGGCAGAAGGAACAGAUUACGGAAGUACAAUCAGACAACAAAGAAAACCUCAAACAUUUGGCAGAGACUGUCACUGAAAUAGGUGAAAAAAGUCAAAAUAUUGCAGCUGCAUUAAAAUCCAUGGAAGAGACUAUAAGGUCUGAGGUUGACGAGAAAUUGUCAACGAUGGAAAACUCCAUGGAUGAACUGAAGUCUUCAAUCAGUGAGGCCAAGACUGAUCUGGAAGUAUUAGGGUCAACUGUGGACAGCCUACUCUCCAAAUCUGGGGAGACUGAGACAGCGGAGGAUGAACUGGCAUCCCUAAAGCUGUCACUAAAUGAGUUGCAAUCUGAUGUUGAUAAAUUAUCAGUGUCUUUAAAUAGAAUGCAAUAAGGUAUUAAAUACAAGUAGUUGGGUGAAUUUUCAAAACAAUUUCCAUAUCGUAUUGAAUCACUUGGAAAUAUAGAACAUAAUUGAGAUUGUUUUAAUGAGUUUUUAUAACAGAAUACAACAUUGUAAUGUA
Molecule: messenger RNA, 1992 nt
Organism: Rhincodon typus (whale shark)
Lineage: Eukaryota; Metazoa; Chordata; Chondrichthyes; Orectolobiformes; Rhincodontidae
Product: cytoskeleton-associated protein 4
Exons: 3
Coding region: 597-1862 (421 amino acids)
Source: RefSeq, a predicted model, not a curated record